UCUGUUGAAACCUGUGGGUUUUUUUUAAGGAUACGACCGCAGGUAGCUCGAGAAAAGCUCCAGUUAUGUCGAGUUUGUGUUAUGGCAACUCCUGGGGAGCCUGAGAUCGUCAUUGGGGAAGAUCGUCGUUUUACAUUUGAUGGCGUCUUUGACCAAACUACUAGCCAAAGAACUGUUUAUGAAAAAUGCGUAGAGAAACUAAUUGAGGGCACUUUCGAUGGUUUUAAUGCUACAGUUCUUGCUUACGGUCAGACUGGAAGUGGUAAAACAUACACAAUGGGUACUGCUAUCGACGUUACGGGUGGUGUAAGCGAGAUGGAUAUUGGUAUCAUACCGCGUGCCAUGCAACAUCUUUUCGAUGGCAUUGAGUCACGUAAAGCUGUAGCACGUGAAGGCGGAUUAAUUGAGCCAAUAUUUGAUGUUGCCGUUCAGUUUAUUGAGUUGUAUAACGAGUGUAUAGUGGACCUUUUAUCCGAUGACCGGACCGGACCUGAGCCUCGUGUCCAUGAAGAUGCUAAUGGAGAAAUAUUUGUGCAGGGUGUUGCAAGCCGUACAGUAAACAGUCCUCACGAGACACUGGAGGUUUUAAAAAAUGGUGCGCUCAAUCGUACGACAGCGUCUACGAAUAUGAACGAGCAGUCCUCUCGUUCCCACGCAAUAUUUACCGUACUGAUAAAGCAACAGCGGGUUGUGUCUGCCGGUUCCAUGUCGGGUACAGCUAGCGAGUUUGAAGUACUCACAGCGAAAUUUCAUUUUGUUGAUCUGGCGGGUUCUGAAAGACUAAAGCGGACUGGUGCUACUGGUGACAGAGCUAAAGAAGGCAUAAGUAUUAACUGCGGAUUGUUGUCACUUGGCAAUGUUAUAUGUGCAUUGGGCAAAGGUGCCGGGAAAGUGACUCACGUUCCAUAUCGAGAUUCAAAACUAACUAGGCUUUUACAAGACUCACUUGGCGGUAACAGUCAAACUCUAAUGAUAGCCUGUGUGAGCCCAUCUGACUGUGAUUUUGUUGAAACACUAAACACUUUGAAGUAUGCAAACAGGGCGAAAGAGAUAAAGAAUAAGGUGAUAGCUAAUCAAGAUAAAUCGAGCAAACUUAUUAGUGGUUUAAGGACGAGGAUUUUGGAAUUGGAAGCUGAGCUGGUGGCUAUUAAGCAAGGUAAAAUAACGAUUGGAGCGGAUGGUGUCGAGACUUUUAACGACCAAUACCAGGAAAAUAUAAUGCUUCGUGCUGAACUGGAAGAGUUGCGUAUACGGAUCAAGGCCAUGCAGGAAACUAAUGAAACUCUUAAAGCUAGAAAUGUCCAAUUAUUGUUUGAGAAGCAAAGUACUGCUUCGCUUACUGAAUCUUCAAACUUGAACGGUUUGCUUCAACUUAAGGAUGACUUGGCUGAUUUACAAACAGAAAUCACAAUAAAAGAGAGGUUGGUAAUGGAACUGGAAAGAAGUGAGCGGCGUUUGGCUGAGGUUCGUAUCAUUUAUGAAAAGAAAUUAACUGAGCUUUCCUUAAAAAUCGCUGCUACUGAAGCAGAACGUGACCGAGUUUUGAAUGAGAUGGGUUAUUCUGCAAAGUUAGACGCUGAACAUGUGAAAAGGAUUAAAGAUGAGUAUGAAAAGAAAUUGAAAGAGAUGCGAAGUGAAUUUAAGAAGCUGCAGUCUGUGGAACGUGAACAUCGGAAGAUGCGUGCUCGGCAGGUAGCUGAACAGCAACAACUUGUUCGCCUACGAAACGAGCUAAACGAUUUAAAAAAGACAAAGGUAAUAUUGCAAAAUCUAGAAACAAGUUUGUGUAGGAAAAAGGAUAACAUUAUCAAGCAACUAGAAACAAAGGAACGUCAGAGGGAGCUUUAUAUUAAGAAGACCAACGAAGAAGUGGUUCGUUUGAGGCAGUUAGCUCGGCAAGAGGUAUUUUUUGGUUGUUCCUUUUAUUUCAUAGGAUACAGCUUUGAAGAAAUACAUAUAUGUUGUUAUUACAUUUGCUCUCAUCAGAUUAUUUUCAGCAAUUGCAUUCAACUAAAUAUUUUUUCUUAUUGGCAAACGGUGAUGAAAAUGGAGGAGGAACUCGAAAGACGGUUUAGUGAGCGCUAUGCAGUAUAUGACGAGAUCCAAGAGCUGGUAUUUUUUUUUGUCAUAUCAGAAAGAGACCUGAUAGGAGAACAAAUUGACGGUCUCCAAGUAAAAGAAAAUUAUAUCCAAGACCAAAUUACUGAAUUACAGCGCGCGAUCAUUGAUGUUGAUAACGAUAAUGAUAAAGAAUCGGAGCCAAGCGAUUCUGAAAUAAAUAGCAAGAUAGAAAAUAUCAUAGGCAAAUGUGGAAAUAUUUCGGAAGCCAAAUAUCUUUUGCAGCGUUUGUUCGUGUUUAGUUUGGAAAGAGGAUUUCUUGCCGCUAAGGCACAAUCAGAUCAAAAGGAGUCUGAGGCGCGUAUACAACAGUUAGAGCAGGAGAAAGUUAUUAAUGAAUCUCUUCUAAGCCAAGUCAUCGAAGACAAGGAUAUUGUAGGAGAAGUUACCCAGGUUUUGAGUAGCUUUUUGAUCCUGAUUUCAUCGUCAGAGAAGGCUAGGCAGAGGACAGCGACAACAGACGAACUUCUUUAUUCUAAGGAAAAUAAACUUUCUGAGCCUUUGGAAAGCAUACCUGAAGGGAACCGGACACGGAGCAAUACUCCUGAAGAAGAAUUAUCGACGUCUACACCAUCAACUCCUCGUUCGAGCAAAAAGUUUGCUGUCUUCAGUGUUAAUUUUUCAUCUUCUUUUUACAUGAGAGACACUAGCAAACUAUAUUGGCUACUUUCCACCUCAUCCGUUUUCUCUUUACAAAACGCCAUCAUUGGUUCCCUCGAAAAGGUUGGUAGAAUAUUAACAUAUACGCCACGAACGGCUACUGGACAGCGCGACAAAACUGCAGCUACUCGGCUUCUCACUCGUACUCAUACUCUCGAUGGGCAUACUAAAUCUGUUCUUUCUCUUGCUGCAGACGAGACAAAACUUUUGACUGGAUCGAAAGACCGUUUGGUUAAACUCUGGGAUCUGGAACGCGGUGUGGAGAAGUGCACGCUCGGAUUGCACCCAAACAAUGUUCUUGCUGUCAAAUUCAUUCCGGGUACAGACUUGGCGCUUAGCGUUUCUAUGUCAACAGUACGUUUAUGGGAUCUGCGGAUGGAGAGAUGUAUCCGCAUACUGUUGUCAUCUGGCCUUGCUGUUGACGCUGACUCGAUUCCGUCGAAUACGUCUCGACAGAAUACUGUGCCCAUUUCGGAGACAGUAAUUACUGCUGCAGACUUAGAUCCUACCGGAAGGUUGUUAUUUACUACUUUUGCUGGAGAUGUCCGUAUAUGGGACUUGGAAAAAGUUGCUGCUUACGGUCGUUUAAUCUCAGCUCCACACAGUCCUCGCUCUGAAGUUUCUUGUCUGGCUGUUACGAAUGACCGACCACCUGUAGUUUUUACUGGUUCAAGAGACCACUACGUCAAGAUGUAUGAAGUAACAGCGCCUAACGGAGAGGGAAUGUAUGAAGCUUGUGCCGAAUUUGUGCCUCCUCAUUAUGAUAACGUUACGUGUAUCUUACCCUAUGGGGAUUCUGUGUUUACAGCAUCAAAGGACACGAACAUUAUGAGGUUUUCUCUUCGAGAUCUGAAACGAGAUCAUCUUGAACUAAAAGCGCAUAAUAAAUGGAUACUUGGUAUGUGCUUACUUGAAGGGGACGCCCCGAUUUUAGCUUCUGUUUGUAAAGGCGGCGCAGUUAAACUUUGGGAUAUCACCACAACAAGGAAGAUCAGGCUAAUUGAAGAGAUCAGCCAAGCGCAUGCGGAAGCGAUAAAUUGUAUAACCACAAACUCCCGAGUUGUGUUUACAGCUUCCAAUGAUUCUACUGUUGGCUUCUGGCAUUUAUCGCGAGAUGCAUCAUAA
Enterobius vermicularis (human pinworm) is the source of this 3903-nucleotide messenger RNA. NCBI's taxonomy places the organism in Eukaryota, Metazoa, Nematoda, Chromadorea, Rhabditida, Oxyuridae. The record is from the annotation of a GenBank genome assembly.